AUGACUUCGAUUUGUUUCAAGAAGGUUUUUGUGGAUCUUAUUUCUAAACUGAGAGUUGUUGAAUCGGUGUGUAUCCGCCUUCAGGAGGCGGUUGAUGUUGAUCCCGCUGACAAAGAUUUUGCAAAGGAGUGGCUGCCUAUGGUUUCCCAAACCUUGAAAUCGCUUUCGUUAUCUGGUCUUCCUUUUCCUAGAUUAAGCCAAUUGAAUAUUUUGCCUCUGAUUUCGAAGUAUUGUCAUAAUCUUGCUGAGUUAAAUCUAAGGUCUGCAUGGCUGUCUGUGUACAACUUGAAUCCAAUGCCAAUGCUAACUAGUUUGACACUUUCAUACACAAUAUUACAAGACCAACACCUAAACCAGUUUAAUAAGUGUUUCCCUAAUCUUCAUGUUCUUAAGUUGGAAGGAGUUACAGGACUUAAAGAGCCUAAGAUCCACCUUCUCAACCUCCAAACCUGUCAUUGGUAUGAUAAUAAUCAACUAUCUUUGACUCUGAUAACACCAAACCUCAUCACACUCAGAAUUGAAUGUCUUUGUUACACUGCAAUUCAUGUUGAAGCUCCCAUGUUAUCUCACUUUCAUCUUAUCCUUAAUACCCUUAAACAUGCUGGCUUCUUACUUUCAGAAUUCCCGACCACAAAAACAGUAGAAACUUUUAUAUUGGAUUCGAGAAGCAAAGCACCAGGAGACGCUAGAUAUUCAAAAUUAACCCUAGGGAAGGUGUUCCGGGUUUUUCCGAACGUGAGUUCUCUACGUAUUAAUUCAGGUGCUUGGUCCGAAUUAGAUGGUUGGGAGAUUUUGGAUGGGAGGAUAGGAUUGAAAACAAUUUGUGCAUAUCUGAAGUUAUUUGACCCGUCCUUGACUUUCUCAUAUGUUGCGCGCGGGUUGGACCGAUGCGUAGGCUUGUCAGAGGUCUCGUUGCUUAUCCACCGUGGUGUUGAUGGUACUCAAUAUAAAAGUUUCAUGUUUAAGUGCAUGGCUCGUUGGCCUGGGUUGAAGUGGCGGUGGGGAAUAUGGGGUGAAGAUAUGGAAGAUUUUUGGAUAACAAAUGCUAUAGAUAUCUAA
Helianthus annuus (common sunflower) is the source of this 1059-nucleotide messenger RNA. RefSeq names its product F-box/LRR-repeat protein At4g29420. The coding region runs from base 1 to 1059 and encodes 352 amino acids. The transcript is spliced from 2 exons. NCBI's taxonomy places the organism in Eukaryota, Viridiplantae, Streptophyta, Magnoliopsida, Asterales, Asteraceae. The record is from RefSeq and is a predicted model, not a curated record.